This is a messenger RNA of Leguminivora glycinivorella, 2757 nucleotides long. RefSeq lists its product as uncharacterized. The transcript is spliced from 2 exons. The coding region runs from base 273 to 1130 and encodes 285 amino acids. The record is from RefSeq and is a predicted model, not a curated record. NCBI's taxonomy places the organism in Eukaryota, Metazoa, Arthropoda, Insecta, Lepidoptera, Tortricidae.
CACAUAGGGAUAAAUUAACGAUCUACGCGGCCAUAAGUCGAUUUAUCAAAACAAAAAAUACCUCUACGAUAACAGCUACCUGCGGUAGAGGACUCAUUAGCGGGUAGAUAACAACCCCCACCACCCUCGUAUGCACUUUCAAGUUCGUUUCACGUCAGUCGGAAUUUGAACGUGUCACUACGUGUACGUAACUUGUUCUCGGCGCUCUUAGAAAGGCAAAACUUUAAAGUUGUGUUUUAUUGUGUUUAAGUGAUCCAGAGUGAAAAAAAAAUAUGGAUUCUGAAACAACAGAUCUACCGAAUACAUCAGGAAUGAAGAUCAUGACUAGAAAACACGUAUUUGAUCUCUUCAAAAGUGAAAAAUUACCUACAUUGGAAGAAAAACUGUGUUCCCUAAGAGAUCAACUUUUUUCUAGUGACGGCUGCACUAAUGAUCAAAUAGAAUUAUUUAAAAGCAAUUUUGCAUAUUUCAAGUCAGAAUUUAAAACUAGAUGGAUUAAAGCUCAGUAUAAAGAAGACAGAUUCAUAAAAAACAAUCAUUCUUGGCUAGAAGGCACCUUCGCGAUUCCCAUUGCUGAAAGACCAGCAAACCGAGCAGGCCGGCCGUGCAAACAUUUUGAAGAGUUAAGCGAAAGAAGUAAAAGAAGAAAAACGGAGGUUAUUCGGUCUAACUUUGACAAGGAGGUUAUAGUACAUGCUACGCAAGUCGAAUUAAGAAAAUCUGGAAAUCGUGACGCUUCUAAUGUACUUAAAGAAAUAACUAAUUCGCCAACUCGCGCAACUAAAUAUAAAAAAGCAUACUAUCGGACCAAGUCUUCGAAUGAUAAUAUAAGACCUUUGACUACCCAGGAAGCAAUGCAAAUGUUCAUUGAUGCAGAGUUAUCGCGAGCACAAUAUGAUAUUAUACGAAGCACGAAUAAGAAGUUUUUUCCUAGUUACAAUCAACUGCAGAAAGAAAAGAAAAAGUGUUACCCGCCAUCGGAAGUAUGCAAUGUAACAAGCACUAGUGCAGAGGUUGAAUUGCAGCCUUUGAUGGACCUCACGGUUAAGCGACUAUCAGAGCACCUAGAAGAGGUACUGUUAACUUUAAAAGAACAAGAACGCCAAUCUCUGAAGCUUAUCUGCAAAUGAGGCUCUGACGGGUCCCAGCAAACCCAGUACAAACAAAAGUUUGAGAAUGAUGUGGAAAGUGACAAGAGUUUGUUUCAGAGCUGCUUUGUGCCUUUAAAAUUAGUAUGUGGCCAAAACAAUGAAAAAACUGUAUGGGAAAACCCUACUCCCUCCUCUCCCAGGUUUUGUCGACCUAUACGGUUUCGAUUUAUAAAAGAAACCACAGAUGUUACGCAAGAAGAAAUUAAUCAUGUGAACACUUGUAUAAGCAAACUAAUUCCGACUGAUUUUAAUUUGUGUGGUAAAACAUUAAGAGUAACACAUGAAUUUAUAAUGGCUAUGGUUGACGGAAAAGUGUGCAAUGCCGUAACGGGAACAAGAUGUACAACUCAAUGUUAUAUUUGCGGUGCACGUUCUGCUGAUUUCAACAAGUUGGACAAAACAAAAGAUGUCAAUGUCCAGACUCUUCAAUUUGGCCUCUCUAUACUACAUGCCCGCAUAAGAUUAUUUGAGAGUAUUCUGCAUUUGGCGUACAAACUGCCAGUAAAAAAAUAUAGGCAAAAAAAAACCGAAGCUGAGAAAAAACUCGAGGAGGAAAAAAACGAGAAAUUCAGAAAAGAUUUCGUAACGAAACUGGCUUGUUGGUAGAUAUGCCAAAAGCAAAUUUUGGCAACACAAAUGAUGGAAACACCAGCAGAAGGUUCUUUGACAAUCCAACAGUAGCAUCAGACAUAACUGGAAUUAGUUACGAGCUGAUUUAUAGAUUAAAAGUAAUUUUAGAGACAAUAUCAAGUGGCCACAAAAUUGACUCUGAAAAAUACGACAGAUACGCAAAGGAAACAGCAGAACUAUAUGUCAAAUUAUACGGAUGGCAUCCCAUGACGCCCACGAUGCAUAAGGUACUAGUUCAUGGUGCAGUUAUUAUAAAAAAUGCGUUACUACCCAUUGGACAGCUGACUGAAGAAGCUGCAGAAGCGCGUAACAAGCAUUUUCGAUCUUAUCGACUUGAUUUCGCAAGGAAGUUUACGAGAGAAAGUUGCAACACGGAUAUUUUGAAUCGUUUACUUCUGAGUUCCGAUCCGUUACUGAGCUGCAGGAGAAACGUAAAAAAAAGAAAACACAGUACUUUCCUACCAGAGACGAUAGAAUUGCUAUUGCCUGCCGAUCCGAACCCAGAGUACUCUUCUGGAAACGAAGAAGAAAACAUCAUCUUAGCAGAAACUGUAGCGUAAUAUGGCAACUUAUUGUAUUUCAGUACCUAAUAAAUGAUUAUACACAUUUUACUAUAUAUUUUAAUUUUUUUCCUCCUUCGUGCAGAUGUCGAAAUUCUCCAUACUUAUUAAAAAAAACAUAAAUACAAAUAAAGUUUACAAUACAGUUGUUUUAACUUCGUAAAAGCUCAAACAAUACAAAAAACCGCAAAAAUAAUUUUGGCCCCUUAGAUCGUGAAUUUACCCCUAUGUGCGUCGUUUAGGAAAAAAACCCAAGUAAACGCAUUUAUACCUACCAAUUUCGAUAAUUAGCACUCAGUACUAUUCGUGCCUAUUUGCCCGUUCCUCCCGCCUUUUAUUUUUUUUUAUCAUUCGAAUGCCGUACGCCCAGCCGCAUACAGCCAAGGAGUUUAUGGUUCGCUCUCAGUUUAAUUACA